Molecule: messenger RNA, 435 nt
Organism: Candidula unifasciata
Lineage: Eukaryota; Metazoa; Mollusca; Gastropoda; Stylommatophora; Geomitridae
Source: the annotation of a GenBank genome assembly
GAACGAUUGCUGGCCCAGAAAAGGGAAGUAGAGGAGAUCGAGCAAAAGAUGAAGAUUGAAGCACUGCAGAAGAUACACCAAUCUGAGGAUGCCGUUAAACGCAUGAAUGAUCCAGUCAGUGAUACCAGCGAGCUUGAAAAACUGUUUAUGUUUGUGGAUGAGAAUGGACAGACAUCCAGUGGCAACAACACAGAGUUCCAGGGUAUUCCAACUCCAGCAGAAUUCAUGAAUCCUGAAAACAGCACCAUGCUCGCAUCAUCUGGUGCAGAUUACAACACAGAAAUGGAUGUUUCUGAGUACAAAUUCUCCAAGUUUGCCGCCAUGUACUUCCAGGGCAAUGCCACCCACACUCACAUCCGCAAAGCUCUCCGGCAACCACUUUUGCCUCUUAACAGUGAAGGCGUGAUCAGUUGGCUGCCCUUGCAGUGUGGAUAG